Messenger RNA from Bipolaris maydis ATCC 48331, 159 nucleotides. NCBI's taxonomy places the organism in Eukaryota, Fungi, Ascomycota, Dothideomycetes, Pleosporales, Pleosporaceae. The record is from RefSeq and is a predicted model, not a curated record.
AUCCCUAGAGGCAUAAAAAGGGAUAUUUUAAGCGCUUUUUACUCUCUUAAGAUAGGACAUGGUUACUUAAAUGCCUAUCUAAAAAGAUUAAACAGAAGAGACAGUGACCUCUGUAGCUGUGGGAGACCACAGACAGCAGAACACCUUCUUCUAUACUGC